This is a messenger RNA of Prorocentrum cordatum, 1915 nucleotides long. The record is from the annotation of a GenBank genome assembly. NCBI's taxonomy places the organism in Eukaryota, Dinophyceae, Prorocentrales, Prorocentraceae.
CGCACUUCGGAGAACUGGUGCGUUUGGGACCAGGGAGGGAUCGGAGGAUCGAUUUUGAGGUGCCGUAGUCUCAAUUUGCCCUGUUCCGAAGAGUGCAGCGCGGGAGAUGUCCGUGGAGCAUCGUAUCGGUACAUUUUUGUUCCCCCGAAAGCAUCGACCCCCAAUCGCGCAUUUCUCGACGACUGGUGGCUGGGUGCCCCAACCUGCUCAGGGACGGGGGUGGUCCCCUCGUGGGCCCAUCGCCGAUCCAUCGGCGAUGCAUCGUCGGUUCCAGGUUCCAGGUCAGUGCUUCCCCCCAACAAAUCUGCUCCCCUCAGGUUGGUGGGAUCUGGCUGAUGUCGAUGCUGCGGAUAUCGACUAGACGUACGACUGACCUUCGCCGGAGUGACCUUUGGUUCGGUCCAACUGGGGUCCCUGGAUCGCUGAGGGCGAUGCGAUAGUAGCGGCUUGCGCGUUUGGGCUUACCCCCCCUGCCGUCCCCCUAGCGCCGCACACCAGAGGUCACUCUUGCCUAGGGCCACUCUUGCGUGUAGCCGAGGGUAGCUCGACGGAUCUGGGAUGUCUGGGAACGGUGCUGAUGUCUCACCGCGCCGCGAUGCCGCCGAGUCUCGGGGGCGACAUCUCACAGCGGCCGCCAGGCAGUAUUCAGUCCGUGGCGGCAAUCAUGCAGCGUGGCAUUUGCGCCUUCGACGUGGAUGUCUUCCGCACUGCGGACGACGUCCUGGUGGUCGGACACCCGUCAGAGGUGCGGGAGCGCUUGUCGCUCAGCACGCCGCCGACCGCGCUGACGCUCUCCGAGCUUCACACGCUCGACGGCGGCAGCACGGCCACGGUGCUCGAGCUCCUACAGGCCAUCCGACAGCUCGCGCCGGCCGCAGGGCCUUGCAGCAGGACGCCCGAGCUGACGGGUGAUAAGGGCAACGGGGCGUCCUCCGGCGACGCAAGCUCUGCCGAGGGCGAGGUGGCGCUCGCAGCAGCAGCGGCGGCCGGGCAGGAGACCGCGAAGACGAAGAGGGCGAGCAGCGCGAAGAAGACGCCGCUGCGGCUGCUGCUGGAGCCGAAGGGCGACGCCGCCAGCGUCGAGACUGUGCGAGCGAUCGCGGCGGCCGCGCGCGCUGCGGGGCUGAGCGCGGACGAGGUGGGCGUCUGGGUCUCGCGGCCCGAGCUCGCGGCCGCGGCGGCGGCGACGGGCGCCCUCGCGCCCGCGCUGGCCAUCAAGGCGCGCGCGCUGCCGCAGGGCCUGCUGGCGCCCGCCGGGGACGUCUGGGCCGCCGUCGGCCCUGCCGCGGAUUUCCCGGAGCUGCUCAGCUUCGCGGACUCCGUACGCGGGCGCGGCCAGAUCGUGCUCGCAUGGGGCGUCGAUACGAGGAGGACCUCGUCGCCGCACUGAGCGCUUCCGCCGAGGGCAUCAUCAGCAACGAGCCCUUUCGCAUGGCCGAGCUCCUGGCCUCCGCCUGCCCUGGCUGGGCAGCCUGAGGCAAGACUGGGCAGCGUCGUGGUGUUGCGGGUGAAGUUGCAGGGCCGCUCCAGUGGUCCCCGCGCUGGGCCAGACUGUCCACGCCACACUGUGACCGGCGAGCACGGCGCGCGGGAGGCGGUCGACAGCAGCGGUACUCUGUGGGAACGCGGGCUUCCAGGGAGAUUGGCAGCGAGCAGCGCGUCGUACGCAGGCGCACCGACGGGGUCCUCCUUGGCAAACAAUCAGCCGCCCGUCAGUUCCACAUGUCUCCGCACGGGGCACGCUCUCUCACGACAAGGCGGACGCGUCGGCGGUGGUGGCCUGCUCACGGAGAUUCACGUUCGAAUGUGCAUAGGACUGGCUGAUCGAGCAGGCGUAGCGGGAUGGCCAUCGCUCGGGGCCGUUCAAUGCCGAGGGCCACGCGGCAAGACACAGGAUUUGAGCGGUAAAAGGAUG